AUGGAAAAAUGGAAUAUUGCCUCUUCGAGUCCAUGUCUCAUUUUGCCAGCUGUAUUUGUACAUGAACUGGACUUGCGUGGGAAGGAGGAUUCAAUCAAUAAUCAUUCAGCAAUGGCGGCGGCGAGCAACCCGGCUUUUGAACCGGAUCAGGACAAACCGAUCGAUCCGAAACUGGAAUUCGCCCAAUUCGCAGCGGGGUGCUUCUGGGGCGUGGAGCUUGCUUUUCAGAGGAUUAAUGGGGUUGUGAAAACUGAAGUCGGUUAUUCUCAGGGCCACGCUGCGGAUCCCGACUACAAGCUUGUCUGCACCGGAUCCACCGGCCAUGCCGAAGUUAUCCGGGUUCAAUUCGACCCAUCUGUCUGUCCUUAUUCCAAUCUCCUUUCUCUCUUCUGGUCUCGCCAUGAUCCCACCACUCUCAAUCGCCAGGGUAACGACGUGGGCACCCAGUAUCGAUCAGGGAUUUACUACUACAACGAAGAUCAAGCCAAUCUGGCUCGUCAAUCGAAGGAAGCAAAACAAGAGGAGGUCGAGAUCAACAUCGUAACUGAAAUCCUUCCGGCGAAGAAGUUCUACAGGGCGGAAGAGUAUCAUCAGCAGUACUUGGAGAAAGGCGGCGGAAGCCAUGGCCGGAAGCAAUCGGCCGCAAAGGGCUGCAAUGAUCCCAUCCGUUGCUACGGUUAACGGGUCGGAUCCAAUACUAGGUACAAA
This is a messenger RNA of Impatiens glandulifera, 708 nucleotides long. Its product is annotated as peptide methionine sulfoxide reductase-like. The coding region runs from base 1 to 681 and encodes 226 amino acids. Gene Ontology annotation, molecular function: peptide-methionine (S)-S-oxide reductase activity. Lineage: Eukaryota; Viridiplantae; Streptophyta; Magnoliopsida; Ericales; Balsaminaceae. The record is from RefSeq and is a predicted model, not a curated record. The transcript is spliced from 3 exons.